AUGGUCGACAAACUUUAUAAAUAUGAGGGGGGUUUGUACGGUCGAUUACACGACGUUAGAGAUAAAGCAAGAGAAAGGAUAAAACAAUGGAGAGAAGAACAUCCGAAAAGUGUUCGCGAUAUCGCUUUGAACAUGAUAAAACCAAAACAAAAGAUGGACGAAGACAAAACGUUGGACGAAUACGAUCACAUAUACAGGAAAAAGACAACGAGCGAACUGAUAAGAAUAAGCGCUGCCGUUAUGGGUAUCGAAUUUAGUUAUGCUGCCGAAACGGCAUUCGUGUCACCUAUCCUUUUAAAAAUAGGUGUCCAACAUGAACAUAUGACUAUGGUAUGGGCCCUAAGUCCGAUUUUGGGUUUUCUCAUCACUCCGAUUUUAGGUUCGUUAAGUGACGGAAGCAGGUUAUCGAUGGGAAGAAGGCGGCCUUUUAUAUUAUUAUUAGCAUUGGGUGUACUCAUGGGUUUAAUAUUGGUACCGAACGGUGAAGAUUUCGGUCUCGCAUUGGGAGAUUUCGAUUUCUAUUCGAAUUUGACUAAUCGUACUCAAUACCCUAUAAAAAAUAUAUUAUCGUCAAAAGAAGUGACAAAACCGGAAAAUUCAUAUUCGAAUCAACAAUAUUCUCACCCUUGGGGUAUCUUUUUCACCGUUUUGGGUACCGUUUUGUUAGAUUUUGAUGCUGAUUCCUGUCAGAGUCCUGCUAGAGCUUAUUUAUUAGACGUUUCCUUACCGCAAGAUCACGCGAGAGGUUUAAGCACAUUUACCGUCAUGGCAGGUUUGGGUGGAUUUUUUGGUUACGCAUUGGGUGGAGUUAAUUGGGACGUCACAGCCAUCGGAAAAUAUUUAGGAGGUCACAUCCGAACGGUUUUUACAUUUAUCACAUUUCUUUUUAUAAUAUGUAUUUCUUGUACUGUGACGUCAUUUAAAGAAAUACCAUUGAAUUUUCUUCAAGAACAAAAGAAGAAACAUUUAAAAAAGCUUGCCGAAGUCAAAACACAAGAAGGUUUAAAAAUAUCUGACGUAGAAGUAUUAACGUAUGGCACAAUAAAAGAUUCUUAUUUGGACGUGGAAGAAUCACGUGGUCAUGGUCCUGGAGUAAAUGAUCAACUGGAACAAAUUAUCACGGAUGAUGUUGGAAAAGUGGUAGAUUCAUCGUCGAAUUUGGAAAUUCCAUCUUUGAAAGAAUAUCUUUUAUCGAUCGUUUUCAUGCCGAAAUCCCUGAAGAUGAUUUGUUUGACAAAUUUAUUUUGUUGGAUGUCACACGUUUGUUAUUCUUUAUAUUUUACGGAUUUUGUCGGUGAAGCUGUUUUCAACGGGAAUCCAUUGGCUCCUCAAGAUUCUCAAGAAUAUAAAUUGUACGAAGAAGGUGUUAGAUUCGGUUGUUGGGGAAUGAGCAUGUAUUCAUUAUCAUGUUCUUGUUAUUCUUUAAUCAUCGAAGGACUUAUAAAAAGGUUUAAAGCUAAAAAAGUUUACGUCGGAGGUCUUUUAUUUUAUUCAUUUGGUAUGUUCUUGAUGGCCGUUACCAAAGAUAAAAUUGGUGUCAUUUUAUUUUCAUGGACAGCCGGUGUUAUGUAUUCAACAUUGUUUACAUUACCUUAUUUAUUGGUCGCUCAUUAUCAUUCGAACGGAGUGUUUGAACUUACUAAAGAUGGCGAAGUUAAACAUAAUAGCAGGCAAAGAGGAUUGGGAACUGAUGUUGGAAUUGUCAGCAGCAUGGUUUUCUUGGCUCAAUUUACUUUAGCACUGGGUAUGGGAGAAAUUGUUAGUUGGACAGGUACGACGACAGCUGUUGUAAGUGCUGCUUCCGUUUUAGCUUUUUGCGGUGCUGUAACAGCCACAAGAGUCAUGUAUUUGGAUUUGUAA
Messenger RNA from Pediculus humanus corporis (human body louse), 1860 nucleotides. Its product is annotated as sucrose transport protein, putative. Gene Ontology annotation, cellular component: membrane. Gene Ontology annotation, biological process: transmembrane transport. Bases 1 to 1860 code for a protein of 619 amino acids. NCBI's taxonomy places the organism in Eukaryota, Metazoa, Arthropoda, Insecta, Psocodea, Pediculidae. The record is from RefSeq and is a predicted model, not a curated record. Gene Ontology annotation, molecular function: sucrose:proton symporter activity. The transcript is spliced from 10 exons.